This is a messenger RNA of Felis catus (domestic cat), 1598 nucleotides long. It is a transcript of the gene TEFM, whose product is annotated as transcription elongation factor, mitochondrial. The coding region runs from base 328 to 1431 and encodes 367 amino acids. NCBI's taxonomy places the organism in Eukaryota, Metazoa, Chordata, Mammalia, Carnivora, Felidae. Gene Ontology annotation, molecular function: DNA polymerase processivity factor activity; nucleic acid binding. Gene Ontology annotation, cellular component: mitochondrial nucleoid. The transcript is spliced from 4 exons. The record is from RefSeq and is a predicted model, not a curated record. Gene Ontology annotation, biological process: transcription elongation by mitochondrial RNA polymerase; mitochondrial transcription.
AGGCGUUUUCAUCCCAGAGAUUGGGCUCAGCGGCUGUCAGGGGCCGGCCGGGCCGAGAACGUCUCCCGGACUCAGCGGAAGGAAAGUGCGGGCCGCCCAGGGGCUGGGGAUCUGGAGACACCGCCUCGGCCGCGGCGCGCCCGGAGUCCGCAGCCCACAGGCAACUCACCCGCUCCUCAGGCCGGACGUACCUCCCGCCGGUGCCGGAACGCCACGCCGGCCGGAACCUUUCCGCCGAGAGGCCGGGCACUUUGGGGCGGAGCACGUGGGGACCGGAAGUCGACAGAGGAAGAUUGGACUGAGGGAACCUGGUGCUUUACCUGGAGGAUGAGCGUCCAUUGUCUCCUCGUGGCGGGAGGUAGCGUUCCUGGAAUAUUAGGAAGGUGGCGAUGUUUUCCAGUUCCGGUAGGGUCGUCCUUGGUCCAGGGUCUCCACAAUUCCUGCUGUCGGAAAAAAUCCACCGCACCUAAGAAGGUCAUUCCCAGUGUUGCUCUUUGUGAUGAAAAUACAAAGAAAUCUGGAAAUGCACUUGACAAGCUCUUCUCUUCAGAGCAGCAGGCUUCCAUCCUGCAGGUGUUGAAUACAGCAUCUAAUAAAGAACUUGAAGCUUUCAGAUUGCUUCGUGGAAGAAAAUCCAUCAAUAUUAUAGAGCACAGAGAGAAGUUUGGGCCAUUUCAGAAUUUGGAGAGUUUAAUGAAUGUGCCCUUGUUUCAGUACAAAACUGCCAUUCAAGUUUGUAACUCCAUUCUUUGUCCAGAGACUGAAGGGGAAAAAAGAAAGUUCCAAGACAACCGGCUCUUGAGAAAGCUCAUCAAACCAGAGAUAAAAAGAGAGAGACUUAAGGCAGUUAAUAGUAUCGUAUCCAUUGUUUUUGGAACUAGAAGAAUUGCCUGGGCUCACCUGGAUCGUAAAUUGGCCGUGCUAGACUGGCAGCAAAGUGAGUGUUGCCAGUUGAUGAAAGGAACAUACUUAUCAUCUGUCUAUUUACAAGAGAUUUCUUCAGUCAUUUCUAAGAUGCCUAACGCUGACCUCUAUGUUCUGGAAAAAAUAGGGCUUUCAAUUCAGAACUCCUCUCGGUUUCCUGUACUGUUACAUUUUCAUAUCAUGGAAGCCAUGCUGUAUGCCUUAUUAAAUAAAACUUUUGUCCAGGACGGCCAGCACCGGGUACUGAGCAUGAAUCGAAAUGGAGUGGGGAAGCACUUUGAGCUGAUGAUUGGUGACACGCGGACUAGUGGAAAAGAACUAGUGAAGCAGUUCCUUUCAGAGUCCGUACUGAAGGAGGAGCCUCGGGUAGUCUUCCCAUCAGAGAAGAUCGUCCGCUACAGACAGAUGUUUUCGUCUACUGAACAACAGAGAGCGGAAGAGUUAUAUGAUUCAUUGUUACAAGCCAUUGCCUUCUAUGAAUUAGCAGUUUUUGAUACUGAACCUUAAAAUUCUGAGGUUACUGUAAUGGGCUCUACUGUUAUAUCUAUUAAAUUGUAUUUAUUGGGGCGCCUGGGUGGCUCAGUGGGUUGAGCAUCUUGACUUCAGCUCAGGUCAUGAUCUCGCGGUCCGUGAGUUCGAGCCCCGCAUCGGGCUCUGUGCUGGCCGCUCAGAGC